AUGGGGAACUGUUGCAAGCCAGCAUCAUCGGUGGAUUGGGACGGCGAGGACUGGAGUGAUUUGACGUCAAAGAAGACGUGCUCAAGCAAGGUGUUUGAUCGAGCUCAUGCUAAUGGUCAUGGGUUGAGUUUAGGGGAAGUGCAGAAGGAGAAGCUCAUGGAAGCACGAAGAGUUUCUCCUGAUGCCAAUGGGAAAGUGAAGAUAAGGAUAUCAAAGAAAGAGUUGGCAGAAUUGUUGGAGAAGCAACAACAGGUUAAUAACAAGAAAAUAGGUAGAGCUUCUGCAGAACAGGUUCUGCUUCGCUUAAUAAAAGCCAGAAACCAUGAUGGUCGUCACAUAUUGUGGAGGCCUGUCCUAGAGAGUAUUCCUGAGAUAUCAAAGAAAGAGUUGGCAGAGUUGUUGAAGAAGGCAAACAUGUACAGAGCAGGUCUUUCUUCGUUUGAUAAAGGCUAA
Molecule: messenger RNA, 453 nt
Organism: Sphenostylis stenocarpa
Lineage: Eukaryota; Viridiplantae; Streptophyta; Magnoliopsida; Fabales; Fabaceae
Source: the annotation of a GenBank genome assembly